This is a messenger RNA of Colletotrichum orchidophilum, 1092 nucleotides long. RefSeq lists its product as uncharacterized. Bases 1 to 1092 code for a protein of 363 amino acids. The record is from RefSeq and is a predicted model, not a curated record. NCBI's taxonomy places the organism in Eukaryota, Fungi, Ascomycota, Sordariomycetes, Glomerellales, Glomerellaceae. The transcript has 6 exons.
AUGGUGAUCAUGAACCAUGAUUACACCAAGGGCCAGAUGAUCGGCCUGGCGGUUGGGUUCAUGAUCAUUCCUACUGCUUUCUACGGACUUCGUAUUUGGGCGAAGUUACUCGUCAAACGCUUUGCAUGGGAUGAUUACCUGACGGGAGCAGCGCUCUUGGUGUCCAUCACUUGCUGCACUCUACAACUCGCCACUGCGAUCCACGGUCACUUGGGACAGCAUCAGCCCACGUUCCCCGACGGUUCACCAAUUAUGAAUGACCCGGGGUUGAUCUUCUUCGAACAGACAAAGUUUGCGCUCAAUAUGAUUUCCAUCCUCGGCCUGGGCCUCGUCAAGUCCUCUAUUCUCGUGUUGUACUACAACCUCUUCCCAAGCCAAAGGUUUCGCUACAUCGUGUUUGGGGUCCUUGCCUUUGUCAUCGGAUGGACUGUCAGUUUCUUCUUUUCCCAUCUCUUUACAUGCUUCCCCAUCACGGUGUUCAUCGAGCCCUACUAUGGCAACUCGUGCGUUCAGACGGUACCGAUGUUUCUCGCGCUUCUCUUCACCGGCGUCGUUGCCGACUUUGCCAUCCUCGUGCUACCAAUCGCGAUGGUCCUCAAAGUACAGAUGCCCCUCAAGAGGAAGAUUGCCGUCAUUGGAAUGUUGGGGCUCGGCGCUGCCGUCUGCGCUGUGAGUGUCACGAGAGUGGUCGCUACAUUCGCUAUCGCCGAAGAAUACGUCAAGCAUCCCAAUGAUGUCAUCUAUUACACCGCUCCCGUCUUCUUCUGGACCAACAUUGAGCUGUCACUGGCUAUUGUCUGCGCCUGUCUUCCAACACUCCGGCCAAUUUGGGUGCACUUCUUCCCCAAGCCCAUUAAAACAGGCAACAAUUCCUACGAUUACGGAUCAUCACGACGUAUUGGAGGAAAGAACAGUGUCAGAACGCCGUACGAAGAGCUGGACGAACUCGAAAUGAUCCGAAACGAUGAUAAAACCCGCUCGGGCUCUCCAGAAGGGCGAGAAAUUCUCAGAGAGACAACGAUCCAUCAAACGAUCGAGCCAUCAGAUAGUUCAAGUACCACCAACUUGAGGAGUAAUGGUGUUGGAUUAUGA